Molecule: messenger RNA, 3480 nt
Organism: Anopheles maculipalpis
Lineage: Eukaryota; Metazoa; Arthropoda; Insecta; Diptera; Culicidae
Gene: alpha-Man-IIa
Product: alpha-mannosidase 2
Exons: 4
Coding region: 47-3475 (1142 amino acids)
Biological process (GO): mannose metabolic process; protein deglycosylation; N-glycan processing
Cellular component (GO): Golgi membrane
Molecular function (GO): alpha-mannosidase activity; carbohydrate binding
Source: RefSeq, a predicted model, not a curated record
AUACCGGUGUUAACUGGCAACGGUGAAGCGUUGAUGACGUGCCAGCAUGGUUCGGAUACGAAGAAAAUUCGCCUUUAUUUUAUGCGGCGUUACUGUGUUUUUCUUCCUAAUACUUUAUCUUGUGCUUAAUUACUCAGUUUCCGAACGCACUCGAGUGCAAGAUAUAACGUACCUAGAGAGCAAAAUAAAGCAGCUCGAGAAUGGAUUGAACAAACAUCAUCAGGAGUUUGGCGAUAUUCGGAAGCAAAUUGACACGAUUCGUGGCGCAGUAGACGGUGGCGGUGAUGAUACGUACGUCGACAACAAAGUGCUCGAUAAGGCACCACUGCUGGGUGACCGCGAAAUGAUGAAAGAAUCGGUCAUUAACGCGAACGGCGGCGGUGCCGGAACGUGUGCACUGCGAACAGACGUUAUACCCCAACCGGACGUGCAAAUGUUGAACCUGUACGAGCAAGUAUCGUUUGAAAACAUUGACGGAGGCGCCUGGAAGCAGGGUUGGCCGAUUAAGUAUCAUCCCAGCGAGUGGAACAGCCAUCACAAGCUGCACGUGUUUUUAGUGCCACAUAGCCACAACGAUCCCGGCUGGAUACAGACGUUCGAUGAGUAUUACGAGCGCUCGACAAAAAACAUUUUCGCCAACAUGUUGCGACAUUUGGACGAGAAUUCAGGACUGCGCUUCAUUUGGGCGGAAAUAAGCUAUUUCGCACAAUGGUACGAUAAACUUGCAGCUGAGCAGAUGGACAUAGUAAAGCGACUGGUAAAGAACCGCCAGCUGGAAUUCGUCACGGGCGGAUGGGUAAUGCCCGAUGAGGCAAACUCGCACUGGUACUCGAUGUUGCUACAGCUGACCGAAGGUCAAACGUGGCUUAAAACACGUCUGAACGUUACGCCCGUGUCGAGUUGGUCGAUCGACCCGUUCGGCCAAUCGGCCACCAUGCCAUACAUUUUAAAGCAAUCUGGGUUUGAGAAUUUGCUCAUCCAGCGCACGCACUACAUUGUGAAGAAAAAUUUAGCUCUCAAAAAGCAGCUUGAGUUCCGCUGGCGUCAGUUGUGGGACACGCGCGGCGAUACGGAUCUGUUCACGCACAUGAUGCCCUUCUACUCGUACGAUGUGCCACACACGUGUGGUCCCGAUCCUAAGAUUUGUUGUCAGUUUGACUUCAAGCGCUUACCGGGCAUGGGUCUCACCUGCCCAUGGAACGUACCGCCCCGACCCAUCAACGAUCAGAACGUUGCCGAACGAGCAGAAACGAUAGUCGACCAGUGGCGCAAAAAAUCUGUCCUUUACCGAACGCGCAAUGUGUUGAUUCCGUUAGGCGAUGACUUCCGGUACACCACCAGCAGCGAAUGGGAAGCGCAGCGUGUCAAUUUCGAGCAUCUGUUUGACUAUAUCAACAACGAGCCGUCGCUGAAUGUAGAGGUAAAGUUUGCCACGCUGCAGGAUUACUUCGAUGCGGUACGGGCCACAAGUGGGCCCAAUGGGAUGGACCAGUUCCCAUCGCUAACGGGAGAUUUCUUCACGUACGCCGACGUUAAUCAGGACUACUGGAGCGGAUAUUUUACCUCGCGCCCGUAUCACAAACGGCAAGAUCGUAUUCUGUUGCAUUACAUACGAUCGGCCGAAAUGUUACACUCCUGGAAUGUUUGGGAACCGGCGAGCGAUUGGAAACCACUGACCAAUCGGUUGGAGUACGCACGGCGGCAACUUUCGUUAUUUCAGCAUCACGACGGCAUAACCGGCACGGCAAAGGACCACGUUAUGGAGGACUACGCGCAACGUAUGUCGCGUGCAAUAGAGGAUUGUAAAUUCGUGAUGCAACAGGCUGUGUAUCGAAUGCUUACGAAAUCCUCGGUCUACCAUGCGGAUCCAUCGUUCAGCUACCUUUCGAUCGAUGAUUCACGGACGGUCAAUGGGUCGGACAGUGUGCGACCGACCAUCAUACUGGGGGAAGAAUUACCAAGCAAGCAGGUCGUUUUGCACAACUCUUUGCCCCAUACACGCUCGGAGGUGGUCGAAUUCUAUGUGGCCAGUCCAUUUGUGACGGUGCUGGAUGGAGCUGGAGGUACUGUGCCGAGUCAGAUUGCACCGGUGUGGUCUUGGCAUACGCGCCCCGAUGGCAUCAGUCAGCCGCAACCCUCGAACACUAAGUAUAGGCUGCUGUUCCGGGCUAAUGUUCCACCGUUGGGGCUGAGCGUGUACACGAUUAUUUCUAAAAAUAGUGCUGAAGAAUCACUUGGAGUCACAUAUACGAAAGCGAUCAUAUUGUCCAAAUCGCCGUUUACCGUCAAUUUGGCAGCCGGAUACCCAGAGGAUAUAGACCACGCCUCACCAACGGAAAUGUCCUUACGGUUUGAGGAGGGCGGUACAACGAGUGCCGCUUUCACCUCAAAAGGAUUGCUGAAAUCGCUUACGAUCGAAAACAAUCAAGCGACGGUACCGGUACAUUUAGAGUUCUACCGAUACGGCAUGCAGCUUAGCUCGGGCAAGAGCGGUGCAUACCUUUUCCAUCCGGCCGGCAAUGCUACGCUAAUAGCGUACGAACAACCGAUCGUGCUGGUCAUGAAAGGUCCACUAGAAACAAGUAUCACUGCCGGUUUACCGUUUGCCGUACAUCAAACCAUUCUGCGCGAUGAUAGUGUAGAAAUCCGAAAUCUGGUUGAUAUUGGACAUCGGGACAAUACGGAAAUAGUGAUGCGGCUGCAGACCAACAUCAACAGUGGCGCUACUUUCUACACCGAUCUGAACGGUAUGCAGCUCAUCAAGCGUAAACGUUUCCAAAAGCUACCAAUACAGGCCAACUACUACCCGGUUCCUUCGACCAUGUUUAUCGAAGAUGACUAUUAUCGAUUGACGUUGCUGGGUGGACAACCGCUUGGUGGUUCGUCGCUGAGCUCGGGUGAGCUGGAAAUUAUGCAGGAUCGUCGCUUAACGCGUGAUGACGAUCGUGGGUUAGGGCAGGGCGUUCAGGACAAUAUGCCGGUGUUGCAUCUGUUCCGGUUGGUGCUUGAGCCGCGCGAAUCCUGCACCAAACCAGAUCCCGAUUAUCCGACUGGAUUCCUGACGCUUCCGGCACAUUCGCAGCUGCAAAGUUUGCUGCACCCGCUGGAUAAGCUAAUCUACAACGAAAACUAUUGGACGGGAUUGCAAAAGGAAGGUUUCGGAGCCCGACACGAACCGCUGGAACGAGGGAUCGAAGUCGUUGCGAUACGUGAGCUGCCUCACAUACACUUCGGUCGGACAACGGCAGGAGUGUCGCCUCCGGUUGGGCUGAUUAUACAUCGGACCAACUUCGAAGACUGUGGCUCGGAAGCAAAUAUGGAAGGAAUGUUGAACAUCAAAAAACUUCUCAAUCUAGACGACGGGCACGAUAUUUAUUCUGCACGUUUAACGCUACUGAAAGCGCUGGAGAUGGUUCAGUCGGACGAUAUUAGUCUCUGCCCGAUGGAUACCAAAGCAUACAUAAUUAAACGAUAAAUUCC